GUAACGAAGCAUGGGUAAAAGAACUUGAAUGGACUGGUAAGAAAGACUUUAAUGAUGCCAAAGUUACUCGUUGGAUAACUAAAGAUACAGGCGAACAUGCUGGAGAAGCUAGAACUUUUGGAGGAUUUACAUUCCUGAGAAUUUUUGAAGCAGGUCAUAUGGUACCUUAUGACCAACCACGUCCAAGUUUAGAUUUCUUUAAUAGAUGGUUAUCCAAGGAAGAUUUUGAUUAA
This is a messenger RNA of Scutellospora calospora, 233 nucleotides long. NCBI's taxonomy places the organism in Eukaryota, Fungi, Glomeromycota, Glomeromycetes, Diversisporales, Gigasporaceae. The record is from the annotation of a GenBank genome assembly.